This is a messenger RNA of Rotaria socialis, 771 nucleotides long. NCBI's taxonomy places the organism in Eukaryota, Metazoa, Rotifera, Eurotatoria, Philodinida, Philodinidae. The record is from the annotation of a GenBank genome assembly.
AUGAUCCAAAAUGUUCUACAAGGUCAUAGUGCUAUAUCUUCUGGUUAUUUGGCAACACGUGGUGUGGCUACAUGUAUAGCGGUUAUCGCAACAUUCGUUAAUUCUGCAUCGAUUUUCAUUGAGCAUAUUAGUGCUGAAAAGUUAUUCGCAGAUAUGCCGACUAUCAAUGGUACUCAACGGAGACUGGAGCGUAUAGUUCGUCAUAUUUUUCAACGUGCUGGUGCAGCUGCUGUCGUUCGCUCAGUUUUAUUGUUGGGUGGUUGUACCGCAACUUCAUAUGUAGCUCUCGAAUUGAUCAUCAAUAUUUUACGCUACAGACGACAAACAAUACGUGCCAUAACAAGUCGUGUAACCGAUAGUCAACUGCGAAAUUUUCUCGAGGCGAUUAUUGUUACUCGUCUACAACUAAACCCAGAAGCAUCAUUUAUAGAUGGUUUAGGAGAAAUUGCAUAUCAGGUAUCAAUUGUAGUUAAGAUUGACCAUCCGAAUGAUUCCGGACGUUUAAUGAUCUCUCAAAUAAGAGAGAUUGGUCUCUUUAUUUCAGAAACACUUUACAUGGUUAUUCUGGAUGCUAGAUCAGGCGAGUCAUUGAUUUCUGGUCAGCAAGCAAUUCUUAAUUCUUCUUGGUCUUUCUAUCCUGAUCCAAUAUCCAACGAACACCGGCAACUGGUGGUAAAAAUGGCGAUGCUGAUGUAUAAUGUAGAAGGAAUGGCGCUUAUUACACAAGAUGAGUUUUUUUUGAUGCGGUCGACACUGAUGAUAAUAUAUUGA